This is a messenger RNA of Diospyros lotus (date-plum), 1317 nucleotides long. RefSeq lists its product as uncharacterized. Bases 1 to 1317 code for a protein of 438 amino acids. The record is from RefSeq and is a predicted model, not a curated record. The transcript has 2 exons. Gene Ontology annotation, molecular function: nucleic acid binding; zinc ion binding. NCBI's taxonomy places the organism in Eukaryota, Viridiplantae, Streptophyta, Magnoliopsida, Ericales, Ebenaceae.
AUGUCGGUUGCUCAAUACGACACCAAAUUCAAUCAUCUCAUUAAGUACGUGCCAAUGUAUGAUACCGAUGAGUGGCAGAAAGCACAAAAGUUUAUGUCAGGACUUCGGGUGGAUCUACUGCAGGCCUUGAGCACAUGGUCGAUCGAAUCAUAUGAGGAAGCUUUAAGUAAAUCUUUGACGACAGAGAGAAACCUUUUGCAACAAGGGCACAUAAGUAGGAAUUGCCAGAAGAGAAAGGAAACACCUCCAGUUAAAGACAUGUUGAAGGUGGUGUGUUUCCAGUGCAAUCAGCCAGGGCACUAUUCAAGUAACUGCCCGAAGAAGCCAAGACUCGGACAAGCAGAUGGGCCAACUGAAAAGGCAGGAGAGGCUUGUGGGACUUGUCAGGGACGUGUCUACAACCUCACCAAGGAAGAUGUGGGGACAAAUCCGGCAGUCGUGCAAGGUACGCUCUUCAUAUCAGAUACCCCUACUCAUGCAUUGAUAGACCCUGGGUUAACACAUUCAUUUAUGUCAUACGCUUUGGCUACAAGUUUAGGGGUAGACACUAAACAUAUGGAAUCUCCGAUAAUAAUCUCGACGUCCAUGGGUAAAAGUACAAGAUCCUCAAAGGUGAUAGAAGAAUGCGAAAUUAGUUUAAGUGAUGCUCGAUUUCAAGUGGAUCUAAUCUUGCUAGAAGUGUAUGACUUCGACAUAAUCUUAGGAAAGGAUUUCUUGUCCAAAUACGACGCCAGCAUAGAUUGUCGAAGAAAGGUAAUGACCAUAAAGAAACCCGAAGGGGAAUGGGUCAAAUUUUGGGGACAGGGUGACCCUAGGAAUAGAAAAAUGAUUUCGACCAGGAAGGCAGAAAAGUUGAUAAGCCAGGGAUCUCAUGGAUGUAUAGCCUAUGCUCGUUUGGAGGAGAAAGAGAUACCAAAGCUCAAGGAGGUGCAGAUGGUACGAGAGUAUGAAGAUGUAUUUCCAGAAGAUCUACCAGGACUACCACCACCUCGAGAGAUCGAGUUCUUAGUCGAUCUAGUACCAGGAACUAAGCUGAUAUCAAUUCCCCCAUAUCGAAUGGCCCUGGCAGAAAUGAGGGAAUUACGGAGCCAGUUACAGGAAUUGACCGAUAAGGGAUUCAUUAGGCUGAGCACAUCGCCGUGGGGCACGCCAGUGCUAUUUGUAAAGAAGAAGGAUGGAAGCUUGAGGAUGUGUAUUGACUACCGUCAGUUGAAUAAAACUACGGUAAAGAACAAGUAUCCACUUCCGAGAAUUGAUGAGCUGUUCGAUCAAUUGCAAGGAGCAAAGAUAUUUUCGAAGAUUGACUUAAGGUCGUGA